Molecule: messenger RNA, 4790 nt
Organism: Dermochelys coriacea (leatherback sea turtle)
Lineage: Eukaryota; Metazoa; Chordata; Testudines; Dermochelyidae
Product: pulmonary surfactant-associated protein C-like
Exons: 6
Coding region: 347-1123 (258 amino acids)
Biological process (GO): respiratory gaseous exchange by respiratory system
Cellular component (GO): extracellular region; alveolar lamellar body
Source: RefSeq, a predicted model, not a curated record
AGGGCAGCACUAGCCCUGUGGAGCUGGAUGACUUUGGCCUCAGAACCCCAGAUGAUGCAGCUCUUGGACGCUAAGAGGUUCAUGUGCCCAGAGACAAGUGUCCUUGGAGACUCUCGACUGACACAGGCCUAGGAGCUUAUUAGAAACCCAGCUCUGAAGGGCUCCAGGGAAACAGGUUCACAAACAAAAAUGAAAUGAAUUAGACACUUGAUUUGUGGCCAGAAGGAGCUGGGGAACUCCAGCAUCCCUUCCCCCCUCACCUUCUCUUACCGCAGGUCCCCUAUUUAAGUCUCUCUCUGCCCUACGCACUGAGGGGACGUCCAAGUGGCACAGGAGAAGCAGCAAGAUGGAAAUCAGCAUCGAGGAGGCUCUGAUUGGGGACCCACUGCACUACAAUGCUCUGGAUUCAGAGAUGGACGUCUGCCCCAGCUGCACGGACUGCUGCCCCAGCUGCCCCAGCUGCAGGGACUGCUGCCCAGGUUGCCCCAGCUGCACCAACUGCUGCCCUGGCUGCCCCAGCUGCAAGUCCUGCUGCAGCUGCUGCUGCAGCGCCUGGAAAAGUUUCCUGUGCUGCCUUCCUAAGCUACUCUGCCAUCUGCCCAAGUUCCCCGGCUGCCCCCUGCACAUCAAGAGAAUCCUAAUCAUCGUGGUGGUCAUUGUGCUGAUAGUUGUGGUCGUCCUGGGAGCCCUGCUGCUGGGACUGCAUGUGACCCAGGAACACACUGAGACUGUUUUGCAAAUGACCAUUGAGGGGCUGGAGGGGGAAGAGUCUGGACUGCGGCUCUCCAUGGACUGGGAAGAAGAGGUGGUGACUUUCCUCAUUGAUGCAGGAACCCAUGACCCGGGCACAGUCGUGUAUGACUACAGUAAUCUGCUGAUCAGCUACAAAUCCUGGCAAGGCCAAGCCUGCUACAUCACCAAGAUGGACAAGGAGAACAUUCAGGGCCUGGAUACCAUUGCAAAGGCAUUCCACCAGCAUCUCCAGCUCAAGUCGCUCAUCCUGACCCCCGAGCAGGGUGAGGAGGAGGAGGAGAAAGGGUAUCCUGUGACCUUGGCUGAUCGCUCCAUCCUGAGCACUACAGUUAACAUCCUCUGCAGCAACGUUCCCAUCUACUGGGCAUAGCAAGGGCUCAGGGAGAUUAUGAACAAACAGGAAAAUGAAGGUGAAGAUGACUGAGUUAGCUGCAGAAGCCAAUAUUUUAAGUUUCUCAUGUUGACCUGGCUGACGUAGUCGAUUUAGUUUUUGUUUUUUUAAAUAUUUCACUUAACUAUUUUAGUUAAAAACAAUUUUAACAAAAACAAACCUGAUUUUAAAAAAUUUGAAUGUUUAACUAAAUUCAAAAAUUCUUAUGCUUGUUUUGUUAAAAUAUUAUAUGUUUGCUGUUGAAGAAAAAAUCCACAAUAUGUAACGUUAUUGUUUUAGUUAAAUAAAACAAUUUAAAUGUCUGUCUGGUGAUGUUCUCCUCCUAAUACAGCAUGGCAAGAAAGUUCUCCAAAUAUUAAUGAUUAACCUCUUGAAUUGGAGAUAGUUCACCUCCCAGUGACUUCAUAAAUAUCUGCUUCAAUUACCUUUGGUAAAUGAAAUAACCAAAUAAUCAAUCAUUUUCUGAUAUAGCUGUAAAACUAAUCUGAAAAGUUUUCAGAAUAAAUCACUUAAAAAUGCAUCGUAUGUACCUUCUAAAAAUGAAAGCUACAUCUAUCUCUGAGUUGUGAAGAAUAUGUAUUAAGGUUAUAACAACCAACAAGAAUGCACUUUUAUGUAAAAAUCCAUGAUUAAAUUGAGUCUUCCUGACUAGUGAUUUAAAUAGUGAUUUAAAUAAAUUUGAUUUAAAUCAAAUCCACCCUGCAGGCCGAGCUGAAGCCCCGCAGGAACAGCUGGCAAAUGUUGCAACCUUCAGAGGAAACUAUCCAUUAGGCUGGAACAGUCCUCCCAUAGGCCAACUGAGAGAGUCAGCAGGCAGCUUGCAAGGUUGUACGCCUGCUGCAAGGGGAGUGGAUGCUUCACGUUCACCUUGAGACAAGGAGAUACAAAUCCUCAGCAGUCACACUGGGUGAUAGUGACCUCUUGGAGUCGGAGAUGCUAGCAGGCCCUUUAGCACAGAGCGGAAGUGACUGAUAGAGAGUCCACACUCUGCUGCUCUGGUAGAAGUUAUUGUCUGUGUAUGAAAAUAAGGGGACAUUGUCAAAGACAGCCAGGCCCAAUAGCUGUCCCGUUAAACCAAUGGACAUCUAACUCCCUUUUGUGCCUCUGGAAAUCUCUCCCUAAAAGCAGAAAUGAGGGAGGUAAUGCUAGGGGGCCAUCUGUGGCCAAGCGACACUUACAGCUCAUGAUGUUCACAGGGAUCAUUUUUCACCCCCCAUGUGUUUGCUUUGCGGGAUCCAUCAAGGACGGAGCAUCUCCUGCCUGUCAUUGCUUCCGAGGAGGUCCAAGCAGAAUGGGAACGCUACGUCCUCAGCCAGACCCCCAGCUGUGGCUUUGCUGACUCUGUACCUGUGGGUGAUUAUGGUGCACCUGGCUCUGUGCAGAACUCUCUCGCUGGCCCCAAUUCAGGAAAGCAUGACGCACCUGCUUAAGUUCCCCUACCUUCAAAGGGACUCAAGUGGGUGCUUUGAUGCUUUCCUGAAUCGGGCAGCUUUCCAGAAUCAGGGGAACCCAGUCGGAAGAGCUGUGCCAAUGGGAAGAGGAGUCAGAGGGACUCUGCUAUAAAUAAAUAUACAUGGGCUGAUCUGUUUGCAUUGGAUGCAGCGGGCAUUUGCAAGGGACACUAUAGAAUGAGAGGACUGCUUGCCAUUCUUUUUAGAGAAUAAAAUCUACAGUCCCUCACCAACCCCUCUUAUUUCUCCUUCUGGGUAAUGAGGUACUGUGUCUUCACUUUACAUGACCUCACAGCCUGGUGGGCUAGCACAAUGUGGCCAGAGUAAUGACAGCAGGCACAACUCAUGAGACUAAGGGCUUGUCUACAUAGAGUGUUAGUCCAGAAUAGCUAUUCCUGAUUAACUCAAGCUGUGGAUGCUCUUAUUCCAGCAUAAAAGUGCCUGAGUCCAAAUUAGCUUAAUCCACUUUAUGUGCCUUUGGGCAAUUACAAUGCACCUGGCUCUAUAUAGGAGUCACUUUGUGAACUAAAUGAAUUUGGACUUUUUAAAAAACUACUGUGUCAUGUUGUUCUCCACUGCUAAUUAGUGGAGUUUGUUAGAAAAAAACAAUUGUCAGAAUUUGCUGUUUUGUUGAAAUUGGAACAUUCUACAGGACUGUGUCAAUUCUGACAAAAUCCCAACAGAAACCAAGCAUGUUUCCAAUGGAACUUUGCCUGCCAGACAGGAUUUUGUGAAAAACCUGCCCGGCUCCUUGGCAGACCAUCUAGCAGCAUGCAGUGAACCCAGGCUCCCAGCUCCUCAGCUGCCUGCCUGGUGGGCUGAUGGGAAGCCGGGAGCCUGGAAGUUGCAGGAACUCCAACUCCCAGGCUUGUGACUCCUCACCAGGCAGGACUGUUAGGGUUCCUGGAUCCUCCACCACCCACCAGGUUGUACUACUAUGGAGCUAGGGCUUCAAAGGCUCCCAGGUUCCCCAGCUCUGGGGCAGCCCAUCAGGCUGCGUUAGAGCUCGGUGGAGAUCAGUAAUUCACAGAGAAUUUAAAAAAUGUUGGUUAUCGUUCCGAACCAGAAUUAAACCUGAAAUAGCAAAAUCCUCUGCAAAAUAGAAUUACCGUUCCCCAACCAGCUCUGUUUUACUGUCAUGUUUCACCCUAGAGGUAAAUGUACAGGAGUUGCUAACAAAAAUACUAAUUAAUGCCAAAUUCAAUGAUGGCUUCUGUGAUCUGGACACCUGUCCAUGAGGAACUGGACUAGGACCUUCUAAUUCAUUUCACAAAGGUCACCUGUCAUUUUGAUCUUUUAGCACUCAAGGGAGAAAAGCAAAAUGUAUUUGAGCCUGGUUGCAAUUCAAAUGUAAAUAGCUAUUAUUUACUUUGGACCAAAAAACAUCCUUGAAGAAGCCUUAACGUGGCUUAGAUUGUGCAACACGCAGUAUGCACUGUGAUAAGUGUCUUUAUUUCCUUCUCCUUGUCAGGUUGUUACCUUGAUCAACAUACCCAGGAAAGAUGCAUAAGUAAAUCAGGGCUGUGGAAGUGAUCCCUUGGGUUAGGUUGGAAGGGAACAAAAGAGAAUUGAGAGGAUUGACAUUUGGACAGAAUAAGAAAUCAGGUCCUUCUAAUAUCAUGCAAUUUUAAUAGUGAAGCUAGCAUAAUAAAUCCAUUAUUAACUAUAAAUCCAUUAUUAUAAAUCCAUAAAUCCAGUAUUAACUACCAGCAGGACAAAUAAAUUACACUAUCAGCCCAUUAUCUACAGUUCAAACUGAAUGCUGCUUGGUAAUAUAAUUGCAGAGUAGGUGACCUAAACAUGACAGGCAUUCUGAGAUGAGUUGAAGGAAUUCAAAACAGCACCUGUGGCUGUGUACUCAGCUGCUGUUUUCUAACCCUAUUUUCCACUUGAAUGUGAUUUUUUUAAAACAAAUCUACAUAUGUCCUCUGUAAACACUUAUUCCCUGCUAUGUAUUGGGAUUAUUAUGAUAUUUUCUGUUAUCAUUAAAGAUGCACCCCCCACUCCCCCACCAUUUACUCUAUUUCUUAAGGGGGAAUAAAGAACAGAAUUUCCAUUUAACUCAAGUAUGGUUUAAAAUUAAAGAUAUUGGAUUAUGACAUUUUGUCUCUUGUAGAUAUAAUUGUAAAACUGAAAGCUCUUUAUUUUUGUGUGCUAUAAAACACAUCCAUAUAAUUAAAUCAAGGUUGAAAGUC